UGUACUAGCUUCGCAAGCAACCCUGCACACUAGAAGCGAAGCGACGCCAACAACAACAAUAAACACUGCUGCCGGGAUCGCGUCAUCUGGGUGGAAUGUUUUGAACGGAAUUAGCAAUUAGCAUCCCCGCCCUGAACGCCGUAGUGAACGAAAAAACCAUAAACGAAUCGCUUUAUUGUGGGACACCAACUGUGCAGAAAGUGUUCCCUUUGCCACGAUGGGUUGCUUUGAGAGCAAACCCGACCAGCAAGUGCAACCAGUUACCGUCCGAUCACCGACGGACAUCUUCUGGCUGAUACUGUACGUCGUCUUCUGGAUUGCACUGAUCGUAAUCGCAAUCUUUUCCUUCAUAUACGGAAAUCCGCUCCGCAUCAUCAAUGGGUACGAUUCCUUCGGCAAUACGUGCGGCGUGCGCAGCAACGAUAAGUUUUCCAACUUCCCCAUGUCCGGGAUGAACACGGAGGACAAACCGUAUCUAUUCUUUCUCGACAUCAAGGAGCUACGCCAUACGUUGAAAAUUUGCGUCAAAGAAUGUCCUCAGCGUGAAAUUUUGAACGCGGCCGAACUGUACCGCUACUACGAGGAUCGCAAGGCGAAGUACUGCCGGUACGAUUUUAACAUGAGCAUGCUCCAAACGCAAGAUGCUGGCGGUGCGAAAUAUUUCGACUUUACUGGACCUUGUCCACCGUUUCCGGUGUACCAGUCGGCACCCGUUCUGCACCGCUGUAUACCGACCGGUGUAAAUGCACCGCUGCAGCAGGUGAAGAAGAUGUACGCACUGAUCAAUUCGUGGGAAGCCACGCAGCAGGUGUUUAGCGAUCUGUACAAAGCGUGGCCAACGGUCGUGCUUGUGUGUGCGCUAAGUUUGGUAUUUUCAAUCAUAAUGAUUGCACUGCUUCAUUGGCUCGCAACGAUCGUUUCGUGGCUGAUCUGUAUCAUCGUCGUGGUGGCCAGUAUCGGCAUUACCGGUGUGCUCUGGUGGAGCUACUACAAGGCCAAACAUACGCUCGAUACCGAUCAGCAGCUGUCCUACCUUGAGGAGUUGGUACGCAACGAAACGACCAUUUAUGUGCUCGCGAUCGCAGCCACCUGCAUCAUGAUCAUUCUGCUCGUGGUCAUAUACUAUCUUCGCGAGAAGCUAACCGGUCUGGCGGCACUGUUCGAAGAAGCCGGCAAAUGUAUGCUACAGCUGCCGGGUUUGGCCGGUCCUCCGUUGCUAGCCUUCCUGGCACUAUCGAUCUUUCUCGUUUUUUGGGUAGUGGUGGUCGUGUGUCUGGCAACGGCCAACUAUCCCGGCGUUAAACCAUUGCUUCCAUUGGCUCAGCUCGAAGAAAAUCCCUCGAUUGCGAGCGAUACCAAGCUGAAGCCGGAAAUGGCGGGCAAAAAUGAUACCAGCUUCAAAUCGUUUAAAUUGGUCGAAUAUCAUGAUGUGAACGCAUUGCGACACAUGCUGUGGAUCUACAUCAUUGGGCUGAUCUGGACGAGUGAGUUUAUAUUCGCCUGCCAGCAGUUGGCCAUUGCCGGUGCGGUUGCAUUUUGGUACUUUCGCAAGCCAACCGAUUCGCCGGUACUGCUUGCGAUCGCCAAACUGGUCAAGUAUCAUCUCGGGUCCGUCGCGAAGGGUUCGCUCAUCAUUACCAUCUUCAAAAUUCCACGCCUCAUACUGACCUAUCUGUAUGCGAAGUUGAAACGUCACCAGCAGGAAGGUUCCGAGUGUGCUAGCUGCUGUUUACGGUGCUGCAUUUGCAGUUUCUGGCUGUUGGAGAAAUUUAUUCGCUAUCUCAACCACAACGCUUACACGGUCAUUGCCAUCGAAGGAGUAAACUUCUGUCCUGCUGCAAAGAUUGCUUGGAAUGCACUCGUGACAAAUGCGCUGCAAGUGGCCACUAUUAACGGUAUUGGAGACUUUGUGCUGUUCCUGGGCAAGCUAGCCGUGGCAGCGAUAUGCGGACUGAUUAGCAUUCUUCUGCUGCGUGACAAUCCCGAUCUACACUUUUACAUGGCACCUGUUAUCAUUAUUACCGUGUUUGCAUUCUUCAUCGCACACAUUAUACUGUCACUGUACGAGAUGGUUGUCGACACGCUGUUCCUGUGCGUGUGUGAGGAUCGCACCAUCAACGGCAAUAGUGGCCGCUGGAAGGAAAGCAAUCUGGCUCGACUGUUAGGCGAAGCACCGGAACCGGACGCGGUUGAGGCACCGAUGCAGGAGGUUCAACUUACGCCCAUCACGAAGCAACCAUUCUCCGCUCAAUUCCUCCAGGCCGAGAUGGAAAAUAGUAAGGCUUAGUUUGGUUCGGUGAAAUGCGUCGAAUGGGCAUGAAAUUAGUAGAGCAUAAGUUGGCAUUAGUGUGUAUGGGGAUAGUACGACCACCGUUUUCACGCUCCUCAUCAAUAUUUAUCUACAUUGGCGGGGCGUACAUUAUAAAUCGCAAAAAUUGUAUUACGAACGAUGCUUUACUACUUGCACCACUACUAAAAUCGGUAGAUAUGGUUCCAAAAAGCGUCUUGCAUGAUAAAUCUCAUACGCACAACUACCAUUAAAGCAUACAACAUUCAUCACAGCUCAUGUUGUGUAUGGUCCAAUAUUUUGCUACAACUACUUAAUUACUUAAAAAUAUUCUCCCCCAAAAACGUAUAUUACACGUUUCGCGGCAUUAUGAAGAUGGUCACAAGAUGUAGAUUAAGUUUUUGAUUAUUAUAAUAUUGUAAUCGGCAUAAAAGCAUUUAUACAUUAGUAACCAACGCAACAAUCGAAUGCGCUCAAACACACAAAAACCAAUACGAACUGUCUGUCUGUCGUGCGAAAGUUGUAACGACCAUGUGCGUAAAUGAUCUUCUCAAAACUAGCGACGAAACGGUGCUUCCGAGCUUAUUGUGAGGCAAAUGCAAACAGCACAGCAGAUUGAAAAGAACGCUGCCAGCCGGAUAAGGAAAGAAGUCCGCCACACAAAAACACAUUUGUCCACCCAUUAGAAGUUGCAAACCUAUUUACAGUACUGCGCUUAUUGCAAUGUUAAUACUGACUGUUGAAAAGUUUAUCUUAAACCGAUAUUAACGGUUCUUUUUAGUUUUGGAUUUCCUAUACAAGAAUUCUACAUCACGACGGGAAUAAGAUGAACUGUUCUAUAUAUUGCUACAUGAAAAUAAUUGUGCUAAUGAAUCGAAAUAAAACUAUGCACUUGCCGUUGCAGAAA
Anopheles funestus (African malaria mosquito) is the source of this 3194-nucleotide messenger RNA. RefSeq names its product choline transporter-like 1 (gene Ctl1). Gene Ontology annotation, cellular component: membrane. The coding region runs from base 218 to 2287 and encodes 689 amino acids. The transcript is spliced from 6 exons. NCBI's taxonomy places the organism in Eukaryota, Metazoa, Arthropoda, Insecta, Diptera, Culicidae. The record is from RefSeq and is a predicted model, not a curated record. Gene Ontology annotation, molecular function: transmembrane transporter activity. Gene Ontology annotation, biological process: transmembrane transport.